Cuscuta epithymum is the source of this 1795-nucleotide messenger RNA. The record is from the annotation of a GenBank genome assembly. Lineage: Eukaryota; Viridiplantae; Streptophyta; Magnoliopsida; Solanales; Convolvulaceae.
UCCAUGGAGAAGAAACAACAAGACUCAUUAUUCACAAAACUACAUGUAUUUAUCAAUUAUUCUUGUCAUAGUAACACUCUUUGAAUUCGGACAUGGUGAAAAUAAAAGAGAUCAAGUCCGGAUGCUAAUGUCAUUGCAGCAUGCUAAAAUGUAUCCUCAACACUUCUUUGAGAAUUCUAAGCCAUGGGCAGAGGCAAAUUUUACAGAUGUAGACGAAGGAGUUGAAGAUAUGGAAUCCUUUUCAGAAGUGGAGAGAAGAACAAAAGAAGAAGAUCUUAUUCUGGGCGGCCUUCCCGGGCAGCCUCCAUCAAGUUUCAAGCAAUAUGGAGGCUAUGUGAAUGUGGACAAAAGGAAUGGCAGAAGCCUUUUCUACUACUUUGUUGAAUCUGUUGACAGUCCUGACACCAAGCCUCUUAUUCUCUGGCUUAAUGGAGGUCCUGGUUGUUCAUCACUUGGGAUGGGUGCCUUUGUAGAGCUUGGACCUUUUGGCGUCAACCCUGAUGGAAAAACCCUCUACCCUAGAAGAUAUGCGUGGAAUAAAGUUGCAAAUGUGUUAUUUCUGGAGUCACCUGCGGGGGUUGGUUUCUCUUAUUCCAAUACGUCCGCUGAUUAUGGAAAGUCGGGAGACAAGAAAACUGCGCAAGAUUCCUACAAGUUCAUAGUAAAUUGGUUCAAGAGAUACCCACAAUACAAGGCCAGAAGUUUAUAUAUUGCUGGAGAAAGCUAUGCAGGAUUCUACAUCCCAGAGCUUGCCGAUUUAAUUGUCAAUAGGAAUAACUUGCCCAAGACCACCUUAACGAUCCAACUGAAGGGAAUUAUGGUUGGGAAUGGAAUCAUGAAUGGGGACACGGAUGCAAGAGGAUUGUAUGACUACAUUUGGAGCCAUGCCUUGAUAUCGGACGAAACUCACAGCGCGAUGCUAGAGAAUUGCCUUCCCAAACGAGGCAAGAAAUGUAAUCACAUCGAAAGCGCGGCGGGAACAGAGAUGGGAAGUUUAGAUUUUUACAGCAUCUAUUCACCAUUGUGUUUUGAUUCCAAGAGUCCAAAGAAGGUAAAGAGGAAUGCAGGAUAUGAUCCUUGUGAAAGUGACUAUGUUCAUUCUUAUCUCAAUCUCCCUGCUGUACAAAAAGCCUUGCAUGCCAAUACCACUAAGCUUCCUUACACUUGGGAACUCUGCAGUGAUUUGAUUCGAAGCUGGAUAUAUGGACCCUCAACGAUGUUCCCAAUAUAUAGGAGGUUAAUGGCAACUGGUCUCCAAAUACUUCUUUUCAGUGGCGACCAAGAUGCGGUGGUUUCAGUGACUGCAACCCGGUAUUCCCUCAAAGCUAUGAACUUGACAGUGAUAAAGCCUUGGCAUCUAUGGCAAGACGGCACCAAAGAAGUUGGUGGAUAUAAGGUGGUUUAUGAUGGUUUAACAUUCGCCACAGUUAGAGGAGCUGGGCAUCAAGUUCCACAGUUUCAACCGCGUAGAGCUUUUGCCUUGCUUCAGAUGUUCCUAGCCAACAAUCACUACUAAGUUCAUGGAUCGAUUUUCUUUGACAAUAAGACAGGCUGAACCGAGACGGAUCUUGUUCAUUAUUCAUGUCGAUAGCUACAAGCAACGAAUCCGGACUACCAUCUUGGCCAGAUUAUUUUCAGCAUAAUUAAUUUCUUCUCCUUUUGUCACAUAGCUGUACUUAUUUAUUCUAGCUCAUAUAUAUCCUUGAUGAUGAUAAUAACACAAUUAGAAGAAGAAAUGAUUGUUGGUCAAUUAUUUUAUAGUCAAACAAAUGCUCUCUGUUGAGAAAAAAAAGCG